AUGUGGGACCUCAGAGGCGAGUCCUUGACCCAAUACCGACCGAAGCUUGAGUCGCAUCUUAAUGCGAUCAACCUUUUCUUGAAUACCCUCAUAUGGUACGUCCUAUGUCCGCCACCGAUCGCAUCGAACAAGAUGGCAUGCGACAAGGAAAAAGGACGAAGAGUUGCUUCACCAAGCAUCACGAUUCAACAAUACAUUGCUCCACCUGAUUCCGAACCCAAGUCGUACGGGACUGAGUAA
Molecule: messenger RNA, 240 nt
Organism: Penicillium robsamsonii
Lineage: Eukaryota; Fungi; Ascomycota; Eurotiomycetes; Eurotiales; Aspergillaceae
Exons: 2
Coding region: 1-240 (79 amino acids)
Source: RefSeq, a predicted model, not a curated record